This is a messenger RNA of Beta vulgaris subsp. vulgaris (sugar beet), 2017 nucleotides long. Its product is annotated as ethanolamine-phosphate cytidylyltransferase. The coding region runs from base 241 to 1509 and encodes 422 amino acids. NCBI's taxonomy places the organism in Eukaryota, Viridiplantae, Streptophyta, Magnoliopsida, Caryophyllales, Amaranthaceae. The transcript is spliced from 10 exons. Gene Ontology annotation, biological process: phosphatidylethanolamine biosynthetic process. Gene Ontology annotation, cellular component: cytoplasm. Gene Ontology annotation, molecular function: ethanolamine-phosphate cytidylyltransferase activity. The record is from RefSeq and is a predicted model, not a curated record.
UCCUUUUUCCUAUGAUUGAAAGUGGUAACUGCUCCAAAGGCUCAACAAAAUGCAGAUAUUACUAAAGAGAGAACGUAAACAAAAGAGAACAAAAGAGAGAACGUAAACAAAAUCACAACUUUUCUCCAGAACACCCCAGAAAACUCCAUUUUUAGAGAUCUUCCCCAUUUUCUAUCAACCCUCAAUAAUAUAUGCAGCUGAAAAAAUCAACGAGAUAAACCGUAUCGUAAUUCGUAGUGAAUGAUGGUGUCUGAUUUGGCUGCAGAAGAAAAUGCAGAGAAGAAAUUAAAGUUUAUAGCAAAAUGCGUGAUAACAGGGGUUGCGUUAGGGUUAUCAAUUUGGGGAAUUCAUGCGGUGGGAUUAUCGGAAACCCUAGAAUUGUGGGUGAGGAAUAAGAAGAAGAAGCCAAUUCGUGUUUAUAUGGAUGGAUGUUUCGAUAUGAUGCAUUACGGCCAUUGUAAUGCUCUUCGCCAAGCUCGUGCGCUUGGCGAUCAGUUAGUUGUUGGUGUUGUUAGUGAUAAAGAGAUCACUGCUAAUAAAGGACCUCCUGUUACUCCGCUUCAUGAAAGGAUGACAAUGGUCCAGGCUGUAAAAUGGGUGGAUGAGGUCAUUCCUGAUGCACCUUAUGCAAUUACUGAAGAUUUUAUGAAGAAACUAUUUGAUGAAUAUAAUAUCGACUACAUUAUUCAUGGAGAUGACCCCUGUCUUCUUCCUGACGGAAGUGAUGCUUAUGCUCUAGCCAAAAGAGCUGGUCGAUUUAAGCAGAUCAAACGGACAGAAGGAGUUUCCAGUACAGACAUUGUUGGCCGUAUGCUUCUUUGCGUCAGAGAAAGGUCUCUUAAUGAAAAUACCAAUCAUUCUUCCCUUCAGAGACAGUUCAGCCAUGGUCAUAGCCAAAAGUUUGAUGAUGGUGUAUCAGCCGGCGGGACUCGUAUCUCACACUUUCUCCCAACAUCUCGCAGAAUUGUUCAAUUUUCAAAUGGAAAGGGUCCCAAACCAGAUUCACGCAUAGUUUAUAUUGAUGGUGCUUUUGAUCUUUUCCAUGCAGGGCAUGUAGAGAUAUUACGACUUGCUCGGGAACUAGGAGACUUUCUUCUCGUUGGAAUUCAUACGGACCAGACUGUCAGUGCUAAAAGAGGAAGUCACCGUCCUAUCAUGAAUCUUCAUGAAAGAAGCCUGAGUGUCUUGGCCUGCCGUUACGUAGAUGAGGUGAUCAUAGGUGCUCCUUGGGAAGUUUCCAAAGACACGAUUACAACUUUCAAUAUCUCAUUGGUGGUUCAUGGAACUGUAGCUGAGAGUGAUGACUUCCAGCAGGAAAAUGACAACCCAUAUGCUGUCCCGAUUAGUAUGGGCAUCUUCAAAGUUAUAGACAGUCCGUUGGACAUAACUACCACGACAAUAAUUAGGAGAAUUGUUGCAAAUCAUGAAGCUUAUCAGAAACGGAAUGAGAAGAAAGCAACGAGUGAGAGGAAGUAUUAUGAGGAAAAGACUUACGUGUCUGGUGAUUGAAAACUAUAAACAGAUUACGGUUAGGCUGCCAAAUCCAUUCAGCUUCAUUCUUGAGCAUUUAGUAGUGUAGGUGCCCAUAAAAUCUACCAGCGAAAGGAGCAGUACUGAAAUUAUGUUGGAAACGGAAAUAAGAUGAUGGAAAUUGCAACAUGAGGAGUUGCAACAUAACGAAAUGCAUAAAAGCUCUUGGAUUGGAUUUAGUUGCAUUUUGGAGGCUUUGCAGAUACAAAAGAAGAGUAGGGAAUAGAUAAUGGUUUAGUGCUUCUUUAUGAUAGGCAAGAUUCAUUUGACAUAGUUGUAAUAUUUUUAAUUAUAAUUCUUUAGUUUUUCCCCCCUUCAAUUUGCAGCAUUUUAGGAACCAAUAUUUUUUUUUUUUUAUUCUCUUGUAUUUCUUUGUCCUUUGAUUUUUUCAAUAUAAGGGUUAAUAGCUUUUUUGGUUAUUCCUGAUAAGAUUGACCUGACGAAAACACAAUUUAUAUAUGAAAUCAAGUAACUUAAUUUGGUCUCA